This is a messenger RNA of Geodia barretti, 3186 nucleotides long. The record is from the annotation of a GenBank genome assembly. NCBI's taxonomy places the organism in Eukaryota, Metazoa, Porifera, Demospongiae, Tetractinellida, Geodiidae.
GUCGCCCUUGUGUUUGCGACGUUGGUUCUGGCAUCGGUCCGCAGUCAGGAGGGAGUAGACGUGGUCUGGUAUAUCGACCCGAGCAGCACGGAGCCAGCAGAGACCUGUGGACACGAGCCCUCGCUGCCGUGCGCCAGUCUUGAGAUAGUCUUUGCACAGAGUCAGCUCGUGAACGAUAGCAUAUUCUGCUUCUCGAGCCUGGGCGAUCAGGACGGCCGCUCUUCAACCACCGUCUACCUCACUGGGUCCGCCUUCGUACCGGCAGUCUGUCUCAAAAACUGGCAUAACUUGCGCGUCGCCAGCUAUCCACCAGGGACUACAGUUGUCAUCAAUACUGAUCGUUUUGGCAGUAGCAGCAUUUUCAGCUUCUUCAACUGCACCAAUGUGACUCUGGAGGGCCUGGUGUUCAACACCUCCAGCCAAAACAGGCAGAACCUCUACUUUGAGGCCUGCACUGACCUAACGCUCCGCGGGUGCUCUAUGCCACUGACUGCAGUCAAUGGAUUCGGCGUGGAGGUGAGGGACAGUGGGGGCCAGGUGCUGGUCGAGGAGUGUGUGUUCUCUGGUGACCCCACUGUCACAGGAGAUGUAAACCACGGCAUUGCCUUACGACUGGUGACUGGUAGCGAGUUGUUUGAGUCUGACGCAUUGUAUCCAGCCAUGGACAUUAUCAUUAGGGACUGUGAUUUCCAUCACCUCACUUCUUACGGCCCUCCCGAGGACAGCUACCGGAGUGCUCGCAGCUCCGCCCUGUCUCUACUCGUCCAGUUCCGCAGAGGUGCCUUUGACAACCGCCUGUUUGUUGAGAAUUCAAUCUUCCACAAUAUCACCAAUACUGUUGGCCACAGUGUGACCGUCCACCAUGACUCUGGCUCCUUCAACAACUCUGUCUUCUUCACCAACUGCACAUUCACCGAGAACAGGGUUCGUUAUGGAGGAGGUGUGGCCACCUAUUUCAGUGGUGGGACUGAGUCACGCAAUGGCUCUCUCCACAUCACCGACUGCAACUUUACCAAUAAUCACGCCGACUUUGAGGGCGGGGGAGUUUUUGUUGCAUUUCUUGAACAGGAGAUCUCCAAUCAGGUUUUCAUCAGCUCAUGCCAGUUUCAAGGCAACUCUGCUCUCUACGGAGCAGCUGUGUUUCUGUUCAACAAUCCGGCCUGGUUUUCUCGCCAUGGGCCACCAGACUCAGUCGCCCUCCCAAUCACCCCAGUCAACAUCUCCUCCUGUUAUUUCUCUCAUAACGAUGCCUCCCUUGAUGAGGGAGUGGUCACAGCUCUAAGAAUCAUCCUUACACUGGACAAUGUGGACAUGCAGGGAGCGAACAGUGCCUUGUUCAAGGCCAACAUGGCUGUCCAAGGCGGGGGAGCCAUCUAUGGAGAUGAGAGCAGUACUUCGUUCUCUGCCAAUGAGUACAACCACUCUCUGGCCGAGAACAGGUUUGGCUUCUGUUUCAUCAUAUUUGGCAAUGAGGGUCAACCAAUUGGAGUGGCAUCCCAGUUCCCGGAAAGAAUUGUGUUUGAGGAAAACUUUGCUUUCACAGAGGGUCGCACUGUGUCAGCCUACAGCCUCAGGGGGUGCCAGAUAUCCAACUUUGUCCCCACCAGCCUCUCAGACUUCCUGGUCAUCUCCAGCGAUGGUACAAACCUCUUCAAAGACACGGAGGCCCUGGGCACCACCACAACUGGACCAUCCUACCUCUUCUUCUUUGGGGCCUCCACUCGUUGCUAUAAGCCAGUGGGAAACAUCACCUACCUUUUGCCAAACUGCUCUAACAGUCUUAUCAAUCAAACGUUCUACGCUCACCCAGGUCUGUCAUGCAGUCUGAAGGCCCAGCUGACAGAGAUGGACCGACUCUAUGGCCCAGGAGCUGCUCUGAGGCCAACAGUGGACAAGAUGGUCACCCCCUGGGCCGGGAUCGAGGCAAGUUGGACUCUGACCCCAGGUACCAAGCGACUCCAGUGCAGUGAGGAUGGAGAAGAGGGUGUUCCAGGGCAGCUCUACCUGUCGCCUGCCCCCGGGGAGCAGUUUGACCUCACAGUCCAGCUGGCCGACCAGCUCCUCAACUUCGUCUCGGCCACCAUCUAUGUGGAGGUGGAGCACGAGAGUGUGACCACGCCUCCUGGUGUCCUCAUUCAGCUGAAUGGAAUCCAGUACUCUUACACUGACAGGGUGUUCUUUACUCCAAACCGAGCUCUGUCCGGGCUAGCUCUGGUGGGUCUACCUGGUACUGAGGGCAGGUUGCGAGUGGUGACAGCCUCACAGACCUGCCAGGAUUGUCGCGAUGUCAUUCCAGCUAUUCCUCUCCUCCUCACCCUCAUUCUGGGACUCGUGUUUGUUAUUGCCGUAGUGGCUUUCAACUUUGAAGCCUCUCCUACAAUUGACUCUCUCCUCUUCUUCACACAGGCUGUGUACAUACUUCUUGCUGGAAGAGCCAACUACGACGCAUUCAGCUACCUAGCCUUCUUCAACCCAGACUUCACCUUCAGUCUGUGUGUGACUAGCAGCCUCACGGCCCUGGGUCGGUUGGGUCUCCAGUAUGUCACCCCUCUCUACAUCCUCUCCCUCCUCCUCCUCAUUCUACUCCUCACCAGAGUCAAGGUCCGCUGGAUAUCCAAGCGACUCGGUCGACAUUCGUUCCUCAAGAGCCUCUGGUUCCUCAUCCUUAUUUCCUACCUUAACAUCUCGCUCACAACCUUUGAACUCUUGCACUGUCGCACUAUCGGUCCCAGUAACGGUGGCCAGCGACAAGUCCUGGAACACGAUGCCUCUGUCACCUGCUACCAAGACGGUCAUCUUGCGGCAGCAAUCUUUGCCAUACUCUCAGCUGCCUUUCUCGUUCUCCCUUUCCCAUUCUUCACUGCAGUGCUCCUCCACUUCCCUCGCUUCAAGCCGUUCACUGAUGCCUAUACCUUCAUGUACCGCGACUGGCGGAGACUGUGGGUUGCCUGGAGCCUCUUUCGUAGACUGCUGCUCGUGCUCAUCGGGGUCUUUGUCACCGAAUUUACUUCAGACACUUUGCCCUGUUGGUGGGACUGCUGUGGAUUCUCCUAGUUGACGUGGUCACCUGGCCCUACCGCUACCACUAUGACAACUUCUUCUCUGUCGUCAUAUCUUGGUUGCUGGUGGCGGUGGCGAUAGUGACCGAGCCAAGGCUCUAUCUGAGUUUUGACCCUGGCCGUGGAG